UCCUCUCGUCCUUCCCCCUGACCAGCUACACUACUAGGCUUGACUCUCCGGCGGCACGGCGCACAACACAAUACUCUGACAGCUGCGACUGACUCACUACCGAGGGGUGGAAGAUGGAGCAUGUAGACGCCGGCUUCAACAUAUUGUUAGCGACCGACUCAUACAAGGUAACACAUUACAAACAGUAUCCGCCCAAUACGAGUAAAGUCUACUCCUACUUUGAGUGCCGCGAGAAAAGGACAGACCCCACCAAAAGCAGAAAAGUCAAAUAUGACAAAACCGUCUUCUACGGCCUACAGUACAUCCUCCACAAGUACCUAAAAGGAAAGGUCGUGACUCCAGAGAAGAUCCAGGAGGCGAAGGAAGUAUACAGAGAACACUUCCAGGAUGAUGUCUUCAACGAGAAAGGCUGGACUUACAUUUUGGAGAAAUACAACGGACACCUGCCCAUUGAAAUCAAGGCAGUGCCAGAGGGCAGUGUCAUUCCUCGGGGUAAUGUUUUAUUUACUGUGGAGAGCACAGACCCUGAAUGCUACUGGCUCACAAACUGGGUGGAGACCAUCCUGGUUCAGAUCUGGUACCCCAUAACCGUGGCGACAAACUCCAGAGAGCAGAAGAAGAUCCUUGCCAAGUACCUCUUAGAGACAUCUGGGAUCUUAGACGGAUUGGAGUAUAAACUCCACGACUUUGGCUACAGGGGCGUCUCUUCACAAGAGACUGCAGGCAUCGGGGCCUCUGCCCAUCUGGUCAACUUCAAGGGCACCGACACAGUUGCAGGCAUCGGAGUCAUUAAGAAGUACUACGGCACCAAGGACCCAGUGCCGGGCUUCUCAGUGCCUGCAGCGGAACACAGUACUAUCACAGCGUGGGGAAAGGACCAUGAAAAAGACGCCUUUGAGCACAUCAUCAAGCAGUUUCCCAACGUGCCUGUGUCCAUAGUCAGCGACAGCUAUGACAUCUACAACGCCUGCGAGAAGAUCUGGGGAGAAGACCUACGGGCGCUCAUAGAGAAGCGCAGUGCUGAUGCGCCGCUAGUCGUUCGACCAGACUCGGGAAACCCCCUCGAUACAGUUUUGAAGGUUUUGGAGAUCUUGGGUAAGAAGUUUAUUCCAGAGGAGAACGCGAAAGGUUUUAAGGUUCUCCCUCCGUACAUCAGAGUCAUACAAGGAGACGGAGUUGAUAUCAACACUCUGCAAGAGAUAGUGGAAGGCAUGAAAGAACACAAGUGGUCCAUUGAGAACAUUGCCUUCGGCUCUGGAGGGGCUUUGCUGCAGAAACUGACCAGAGAUCUGCUCAACUGUUCCUUUAAAUGCAGCUAUGUGGUCACAAAUGGACUGGGGGUGAACGUGUUCAAGGAUCCGGUGGCAGACCCCAACAAGCGGUCAAAGAAAGGACGCCUGUCUCUUCACCGGACGCAGAGUGGAGACUUUGUCACUCUGGAGGAAGGCAAGGGAGACCUGGAGGAGUACGGCGAGGACCUGUUGCACACAGUCUUUCAGAACGGCAAGAUUGUGAAGACGUACACAUUUGAUGAAGUCAGAGACAAUGCUAAGCUCAAAGAAAACGAGCUCGAGGAGCUUCUGCAGUGAGUGUAUAGCACUACUAAGCCUCCAACACCCCCCAUCCCCCCUUCCCUUUCUCUUCCCUUCACUUUUUUGACCUCUGACGUCUUCUCAAGAAAAUGAAGGUAGCGUGCACCGCUAUUACAACCUCACUCCUAAAGUCUGAAAUGUCCCUAAACAAAAAAAAUUGAACAAUCUUCACUCUUCGGUCGGUUUCCAGCAGAGGGGGAGGAGUCUGGAAAUGUUAACAAGCAUGGGAGGGGUUGAAAUGUGUGAGCGAAUGAAGAGAGAGGAAGAGUGCGAUGAUUUGAUUUCCGAAUUGGAUUAACCGCGAGUUCACGCCUCCACGCCGCUGCCCCUUAAUUGAAGUGCGGCAUGUUGCACUGAUAAAGCUGGACAUAUUGCGACAUAAAGUUGAGGAGUGGCUGCUGAUGUGCAGUGUGUGUCAGCCGACUUUCUCAUGCCGACACAAAAGCCAAUGAAAUAUGAUUGUAGGUGUGAUUAUAUAGAUAUAUUUUCUUUCCCCUCUGGCAGCUGCAUGAGGCGUGAACACACGGUUAGACAAACUGAGAACGACUUAAUGAGAGAUAUGGGGGGAAUAAAAGAUACGCCCAUCUAUUGUGUACAGAGCUGUUAAGAAAAGAAGAAAAAAAAAAUCAUGUCUGAAUCUACAUACCUUUUUUGUUUUGUAUGUGAAGGAUGCAGGGGAGGGGGUGAUAUCAUGGUGACACAGAAACUUUUAAGAUGUUCUUAUGAAGGAAUUCAUUCUCUCAACAGUUAUGGCCAGAGUACAAAUAAGUAUUAGAGGAGUACAUGAGAUGAUAUGAGUAGGGCUGCACGAUAUUAGGGAACCACGCGAUGACGAUAUCACUCGGGAAUAAAUUAAGAGCGUUUGAGCCGAUUAGGGAAAUUGACCGUAGGCAUGAGAGUGGGUGGUUAUUUGUCUCCACGUGGCCCUGUGAUGGACUGGCGUCCUCGGCGUCCUAUGUCAAGCUGGGAUUGGCACCAGCGACCUCCAUGAGAUCCAUAGAUGAUGACUGACUGACUGACAUUAAAACAUUUUUUUGGUACUUUCAUGUUUGGGCUAAUGACAGAGAUUUGUGGCACACCAUGAUCACCCACGUCUUGGCGUUGCACGUCGAAUAUCUUGGACCCUGGUAUACUCGCACGUCAGGGUCCUGUAGUAUCCCACUUCACCAUCAGGUGGCCUUUUGGAUAUGGCACCUAGAGAGAGAAAGAGAGAAGUAUGUCAUGUAUAAUAAAGGAUGUCCCCACAGUUGGCCCCCCCCCCGAUCGCAGUUCAAGCCAUCGUUUGACGAUAUUAUCGUGCAGCCCUAGUCAUUCGUGCAUUUCUGCAGUUCUGUAAACGAUCCGGCUAAAUGAUUCUGUAAUCGACAGAAAUCCCUAAACACGCUCACGGAGGGACCUCAGUGAUUGAUUCUACUUCUACUAAAUUUUAAAAUGUGUUCAUAUGCAUGUAGGUGUAAUUUAUUGAUGAGAUUGCUCCGGAAUAAUAAAGGAGACCUUUUUUUUUUUUUCACUUUUUAAUCAAUAAUUUCUGUCACAAAGUCAAUACAGUUCAAUUGUUCCUAGUUGACAGGGGAGAGUGAAAGUUUUGGAUUGUGUUGUCAUGAUGGUGAAUUCUCUUGAAACCUUAAUUUGUGUGUGUUUCACUGAAGACGACAGAAGAUACAGUGCCGUGCAAAAGUCUGAUUUGAUGUUUUAUCAACGCUACGACCAUGCAGUGUAAUUGUUGCUCAUCACUUUAUCGAAACAUGUUCGGGAAACAGGGGGUCUGUCCUACUAUUUCAUGUUGGAAAAACAUCUGCUGUGAAAAAACAGGUCUAUUACCGCUUGUAGAUGAACUCAUUAACCGCUUUUUGAUAUAUACAAGACCAACUUUCAGUCGCAUCAUUUCAACAUACAUGCCAAUGAUCUCUGAAUUUGACAUAAAGUCAACAAAGCUGGUGGGGCUUUCCCCGAGACUCUUGCACAGCGCUGUACGUUGCUCCUCCUCGGAUGAAGUGUGUUAACUGUUGUGUCCUUUUUUCUUUUUUUCUUUUUUUUUUUUUAAAGGAUUGUGUCAUAGUGUUCUUGUUGAAUAAGUGAAUCUUCCCUUUUUGACUUUACCGGCCUUUUCUUCCCUUAAAAGGACGCAGACGUCGUGAGCUUUCCUCCCUCGCGGCAGUGACAAUGACGACGACGUGUUCCAGCUGCGCUUUUGUGGCAGUCGCUAAAUAAUCACUGCCUUAAUUUACAAGCCAAGCAGAAAACACAUUUAAACAGAUGUGACCGUGGGAGUGUGGACGUGCGCGGUGACGGCACAGGAUCCACGCUGCAGGUGUAAACGGAGUUCAGUCGCACUGCCGCGUUUGUCUUUUUUUUCUCUUGCAGAACGUGGAGGGAUUUAAGCAGAGCGAGGACUCGGUGACAUCACAAAAAAAGCAAAAAAAAACAGUCAUGGCUGGGCUGCGCUUUGGCAAACUCAAGAAGCCGUAGAUAAUGCAACAAAUUUGGUUUUUAAUCCGUCAAAUUUUGUACAACGUCUUACUGCUCGACAUGACAUUGAAUCCCAAUCACUAUCACUAUAAUUUUGGGUUGUGGACAAAACGAGACGUCUGAGGACGCCAUCAUUUCCAGGUUUGGUAAAUGCAGAUCUGAUAUUUUCACGGACCAAAAAUAAGUAGUAGGAUUAGUGGAGAAAAUAAUCGACCGAUUGAUCGAUUAUGAAAACUGUCCAGAUCCCCUUAGCAAUGAAUGUCAAUAUCGGUGAUCCCGAUAUUUAGCGUCCAAAUUGGAAACCCCUUUGUUAGUGGAUGCCUCUGCUGCCUCCACUAGAGAUGACCUUAGCAUAAACACACCUGCCCCUCGACGUCACCCAACGCGAAUUGUGAUACAAUUCCUAUUCGUAUAGCUCAUCAUAUUUGCCUUAAUUGUCAUUUUCACAAAAAUCUACGUUGUUCGGAGUGAUGUUGGCGAACAAAACACAAGUUUCUCAUCCCAGAAUUUCACCACAAGGCUGUUUUUGUCGCGCGUUUUUAUCGUGAAUCGUAUAAUAGCAGUGUCUUUUUACACUUGGCCAUAUUGUGGUUUCGAUUAUUUGGUCAGCCUUACCCUCUGUCGCCUCACUCCACGCUUUGCUGCGUCCAUUUUUAGUGACGGUGACUUUGUUCCCUUCCCUCCUCACCCAUGUUGGCUUUGUGUGAUUUUUAAUUAUUUUUGACGACAAAUGUGACGACACUGACUCAGACCGAUCUGCUCUAACUCAAACAAGCGGGUGAACGCCUCCGGAUUUAUAUUUUCCUUUUCUGUUUCUCUCUCAGUUCCAGUCCAUGGUAAACACAGUUGUCCUUUUUUUUUUUAAAAUUGUUUUUGUUUUCCAAACUGUGGCGGGGGUGCUUGAUUUUACAGUUUUGAUACUUUCUCAGUUCUUACCUCAGAGGUUUUUCAUUUUGUAUGACAAAAGGAGAAAACGAAAAAUGAUGCCAGAAAAAUAUCCUUAUUUUACACAAACCAGUGCGGCAUUUACUGCCUUCUCACUUGUACAUAAAGCAACUCGUCGGACUGAAAGUAGGGGGUCAAGGGCGGGGAAGACCACCUCACCAGAUAAUACUACUAUUAUUAUUAUUAUUACGAUUAUUAUUAUUAUUAUUAUUAUUGUCUAAAUGACCAUUUUUGUACCAACAGAAAAUAUCCAAAUCCGCUCGACUGAACUGGCAGUGUGACUGUUUUUGUGAUUGUAACGCUUCUGUGUGUGUGUGAGUGAGAGAAAGUGAAUGAAUGCAUGCAUGCAUUAUGGAUGAAAGUGUUAGUGCAUACUUCCCCCCCCCCGCCCGUUAUUGUUGUUCUUUCACUUGUAUGUAUAUGUCGGUUAUCCCCCGAAUUCUCUCCCAACAACAACUGAUAUUUGAACUAACAGAACUUGCUAUAGUUGUCGACGAUACACUGAUUAAAGAGACACCCUCUCAGUUUAAAAGUGUUGUAUUUUUUAUUUAAAUGAUGGAAAUAUUGUGUCUCUAUUUGACCAGGUAAACGUCCAGUACUCAUUUAAAAAAAAAACAUGUAUCCAAAAAUUAAAUACCCGUAACACUUA
This is a messenger RNA of Solea senegalensis (Senegalese sole), 5655 nucleotides long. RefSeq names its product nicotinamide phosphoribosyltransferase 1 (gene nampt1). Gene Ontology annotation, biological process: NAD+ biosynthetic process. The coding region runs from base 114 to 1589 and encodes 491 amino acids. Gene Ontology annotation, molecular function: nicotinamide phosphoribosyltransferase activity. The transcript has 11 exons. The record is from RefSeq and is a predicted model, not a curated record. NCBI's taxonomy places the organism in Eukaryota, Metazoa, Chordata, Actinopteri, Pleuronectiformes, Soleidae.